Alternaria metachromatica is the source of this 372-nucleotide messenger RNA. RefSeq lists its product as uncharacterized. The record is from RefSeq and is a predicted model, not a curated record. NCBI's taxonomy places the organism in Eukaryota, Fungi, Ascomycota, Dothideomycetes, Pleosporales, Pleosporaceae. Bases 1 to 372 code for a protein of 123 amino acids. The transcript is spliced from 3 exons.
AUGACCGAUUUUCGCCCGCGGGCUGAAGCCGAGCUUCUCGUUACAAGAACAUGCUAUCUCUCGAACGAUCCCGUCUUCUUCAUAGUCCUCAUCAUCGCAGAGUACAAUUUCAAAGAGGGAGUUAUAUACCUCCAAGAUGGUCUCGCAGGCUCGAGGCUUUACCAUCCCAUGAACUCCAGCCAAUUUAUUCAGUGUCUCGACAACGAGACGGGUGAGGAAGUUGAAGUCGUGCACCAAGGCACAGAGCCAGUUCUCUUUCGUGAAGACCAAAGCGAAGUCAUUUUUACGACAGGGAGGCCCAAUAGGAAUCAGCGCGGUGAAUACUUCGACUUCUCUUUCGAGAAGCCCGGGCGGUUUGCUAUCUGCGUAUGA